UUCAGUCAGACAGGUGGUCAAGGCAGUGUGUGGGGGUAUAUAAGGAAGCUCCUCCACCAGCCAGACAUCAUCGUCCUCGACGCCUCACCACACACCAGACAUGAAGCUCGCAAUCCUCGCCUGCCUGGCCACCGUGGCCAUGGCCGCCCCUCAGCUCCAGCAAGGCCUCCCAGUAGUACAGGUCCUCCGUGAUGAACGUCAACAGGACGAUAAUGGCAACUUCAACUACGCCCUGGAGACUGACAACGGCAUCUACAUGGCAGCCUCUGGCGUCCAGGGCUCACAGGGACAGAUCAACAUUGAGGGCUCCUACAGACUCCCUGACAACGAAGGCGGCUUCCAAGAGGUCCGCUACGUCGCCAAUGAGUUCGGUGUCCAGGCCCAGUCCCCCCUGCUGCCCACUCCCCACCCACUCCCAGCCCACGCCCAGGAACUGAUCCGCAUCGCCGAGGAGUUGAGGAGUCAGGGCGUCGUGUUUGACCAGAAUGGCUUUAGAGUAAACAGAAAGUAAACACAUUCUGACGAGCACUACACCACAGUCCACCAACUAUGUAAAUUUACUUCCAAUUAACACAUGUGCAAAUAAAUAAAAAAAAAUUACAUU
This is a messenger RNA of Homarus americanus (American lobster), 604 nucleotides long. RefSeq names its product cuticle protein AMP2-like. Gene Ontology annotation, molecular function: structural constituent of chitin-based larval cuticle. The record is from RefSeq and is a predicted model, not a curated record. Lineage: Eukaryota; Metazoa; Arthropoda; Malacostraca; Decapoda; Nephropidae. The coding region runs from base 101 to 511 and encodes 136 amino acids. The transcript has 3 exons. Gene Ontology annotation, cellular component: chitin-based extracellular matrix.